Molecule: messenger RNA, 1460 nt
Organism: Chanos chanos (milkfish)
Lineage: Eukaryota; Metazoa; Chordata; Actinopteri; Gonorynchiformes; Chanidae
Gene: zbtb43
Product: zinc finger and BTB domain containing 43
Exons: 2
Coding region: 78-1460 (460 amino acids)
Biological process (GO): regulation of transcription by RNA polymerase II
Molecular function (GO): DNA-binding transcription factor activity, RNA polymerase II-specific; protein binding; RNA polymerase II cis-regulatory region sequence-specific DNA binding
Source: RefSeq, a predicted model, not a curated record
CGGAAGAGAAGGAGCGACUGUUGCCAAAUUGUUUUAUAAAAAAAAUGAUAACAGAGAACUUUUAGAGCCCGGUUGCUAUGGCGUCACAGGGAAAUGCAUUUCACGUGGAGUUCCCGGAUUUCUCCUGCUCCAUUCUGCAGAAGCUUAACCACCAGCGCCAGAGGGGCCAGCUUUGUGACAUCAUCGUGGUGAUGGGCGAGCAGGAGUUCCGGGCCCACAGGGCCGUGUUGGCAGCCAGUUCCCCCUAUUUCUGCGACCAGGUCCUGCUGAAGAACAGCGCGCGCGUGGUGCUGCCGGAUGUCAUGCACCCCUAUGUGUUCGAGCGGCUUUUGUUGUCCUGUUACACAGGCGCCGUCUCUGUGCCCACGGGAGAAGUCGUGGCGUUCCUGACGGCUGCCAGCUUCUUACAGCUGUGGCACGUGGUGGAUAAAUGCACGGAGCUGCUGGAUAAAGGGACGGCGUCCAGACCGCCGGGGCACAAGGCGGGCAGCGUCAGCGGACGAUUCGAACACGGCCUGUCUCCUAGAGACGGCAGUUACCAAGGUGACGGUGCAGACGGGAAGGAACCAGGAUCUUCGGGAGCGGAUGGGAGUGGGCGAACAGGAGAUAGUAUGGAGGAGCUACUGGAGGAAGGCGUUUCGCCUCCCGCCGAGGAGCGCGGAGCGGUGGCGGGUGGGAGCUGCUCCUCGCCAGCGGAGCAGGAUGGCUCCUUCAGUGAGGACGGAGAGAUGGACGCAGUGGAAAAGAAGGGCCUGCGACCGGCCUACGUCCAGCCGAGCAUCAUGGGCCGCAGGAGGUGGAUGCAGGUGAAGGUGGAGCGGCAGAGUCAUGAGGACUGCGACGGCGCCUUUACGGAAAACCCAGUAACCCCAGUAACCCCAGACUGCGAUCCGCUCGGCCUGUCUGCCCUCGUGACGGACGGGGCGGAGGGGAGCUUGGACAGGGAAGACGCUUACGAGAAUCCUCUGGACUUCUACGGCACCUCCAUGGAAGGCUUCUCCGAGGAAAAUGCCCAGGGCAGCCCCACAGGGUCUGGGGACAGCCGGCUGGGCGGGGGGGCUGUGGGCGUGGCCAGAGGGAGGGACGACCCCGAGAUGAGCGGCGGCCCGCACGAGGACGCGUCCCAGCCGGGCUUCGCCUCGGCGGUUUAUAAACUCUACCCGUGCCAGUGCGGCAAGAGCUUCACCCACAAGAGCCAACGGGACCGGCACAUGGGCAUGCACCUGGGCCUGCGUCCCUUCGGCUGCGCCGUCUGCGGGAAGAGCUUCAAAAUGAAGCACCACCUGGUGGGUCACAUGAAGAUCCACACCGGGGUCAAACCGUACGAGUGCAGCGUCUGCUCCAAACGCUUCAUGUGGAGGGACAGCUUUAAUCGCCACACGUCCACCUGUGCCCGCCCCCGCCCCCGCCCCUGCCCCGCCCGCUCCGCGGCCACAGAACAGGACGCUCAGAUCUGUUAG